CCGUCGCCUGGCGCAUGCGCAGGAGUGGGUGAGGCUGGUCCAAGCGAUGGGAGCCGGCGUGUGGUGUUUUCUUUGUUUCAGCUGAUUCAGAAGACAUAAUGCCAGUGAACUGCACAUCCCUCAAUUUCAUAAAUAAAGCAAUAUUGGCUCCAAUGGUGCGGGUUGGGACCCUGCCGAUGAGACUACUGGCUUUGGAUUAUGGUGCUGAUAUUGUAUAUUGUGAGGAGCUGAUUGACAUAAAGAUGCUUCAAUGCAAAAGAGUUGUAAAUGAUAUACUUGGAACUGUGGACUUUGUUGCUCCCAAUGAGAGAGUUGUGUUCAGGACUUGUGAAAGGGAAAAAGACUGUGUUGUUUUUCAAAUGGGCACAGCCGAUGCCGAGAGAGCCUUGGCAGUAGCCAAACUUGUAGAGAAUGAUGUCGCUGGCAUUGAUGUUAACAUGGGGUGCCCCAAAGAAUAUUCCACAAAGGGAGGAAUGGGAGCAGCGCUCUUGUCUGAUCCUGACAGAAUAGAAUCUAUUCUGACCACUCUCGUCAAUGGCGUGUCUAGGCCAGUAACCUGCAAAAUCCGAAUUUUGCCAUCGAAAGAAGAAACUAUAAGAUUAGUGAAGAGGAUAGAGCAGGCUGGAGUUGCUGCAAUUGCAGUUCAUGGAAGGAAGAAAGAAGAGAGGCCCCAGCACCCUGUCCAGUGCGAUGUGAUCAAAGCCAUCACUGAGGCAGUUUCUAUACCAGUAAUAGCCAAUGGAGGAUCCCAUGAUUUCAUCAAAGAAUAUUCUGAUCUUAGGACCUUCCAGGAGGCGACCACAGCAUCUUCAGUAAUGGUUGCCCGGGCUGCCAUGUGGAACCCCUCUGUCUUCAGGAAGGAAGGUUCUUUGCCCCUGAAGGAUGUCAUGCAGGAAUAUAUCAAAUACGCAGUGAGAUAUGAUAACCAUUACACCAAUACAAAGUAUUGUUUGUGCCAGAUGUUAAGGGAGCAAUUAGAAAAUGCACAAGGAAAGAAGUUACAUGCAGCACAAUCCUUGCAGGAAAUCUGCGAAGCUUUUGAGAUGAGUAGUUUCUUCCAAGAAGCAUCCGAUUUUCUGGAGAAGAAAAAAGUUUCACUACAAGUCAAGAACCAGAAUAAUGAUGAUUACACUGAAGACACAGAUGUCAUCAAAAUGGCAGUUAGGUUUGAUAAACGAGAGUAUCCCCCACAAAUUACACCUAAAAUGUAUCUUCUGGAAUGGUGCAGGAAAGAAAAGCUUCUUCAACCUGCCUAUGAAACAAUUGAAAGACCACGGGAUAGACUUUUCUGUUCUGUUGUGACAGUUGCAGAUCAAAAGUACAGCUCAACCUUAUGAUGUUCUUGUAUGCGAAGCUGAUUCAGAUGAAUGGCUAAAGAGCAGGACAUACCAUAGAAAAUGUCAGGCUGUUGCCCUCGGUAACAUCUGGGAAGGAGUCUGGAAGUUUUUGGUUCCAUUUUUAGGUAAUCCAAAGCAUGGUUAAUCUUAACUAUAGUUAGUUCAAAUUCUCCAAUCAAAUUCUCCAACCAAACCCUAGUUUAGGAAGGCAUAUACUUUAAGUCACCACAGAUAAGCUUAAAUAUAAUUUAUGGUUCAAGCGACUAGUCCAACUGCUUUUUCUAAAACCAGCAGAUGCUUCUAACAUCUAUGCAGCUGUGCCAGAAGAGAAGAGGAGGGAAUGGCGUACACAGCUCCUUCACAUAAUGCUAAACUAUGAUUGAGAAUUGCAUUUAAAUGUAAUCCUAACAUACUAAUAAUUCUUACAUUAAUCCAAUAAGGUAAAUCACGUUAUUCUUGAUUGCACACAGGGGGACUGGCUGAUAAGUGAAGUCUCUUAUCACGUAGAAAAUUCAUGGCAGAAGUUAGAUUCAGGAUGGAACUUUAUGGUUUUCCACUGUGUUAAAAUAGAUGUGACACUUAGUAGAGAGGUUGGUUUCCUGAUACUUUUGUGUACUUUGAGAGGAAAAAAAUGUUGAAGUAAAUCAGCAUCUGCCUAUCCAUUUCAAAACGCGUCAGACUGUGAGUGCCACAGGCAUGUCCAGUGGAGUUGCUCAGUUACCACUUCCCAUGGAUGUCUGCUAUAAACCCUGGGAAGCAUCUGCUGUGCUGACAUUUCUUACGGCCUUGGGGUGGUGAAGCCAGUACCCCAUUUGGGGUAGUUCUGACUUAAGUUAUGCUGAAGUGUUUUUCAGUGUCAAAUUUCACACAUGGCAGUACAUCUUGAAACCCCAAACGUUCAACCCCAUAUUCAGGAACUUGCUUAAGGCAGAAGCUCAUAGUCACUGCAUGGCUAGCUCAGCUGCUUUACAGCAGUGAUAGAUAUGCAGUAUAUAUUCUGCAGAAUGUAGAGUUUGAGCUUUAUGUAUAUACGUCUGCUCCGGGGAUUACAUUCUGACCCACUUUUUCAAAUCAGUGGAAAUUUGACUGUUCUCUUCCCAGCCUUGAGACUGGGAGACAUUUCCUCAGUGUUGGCAUGACAUUUCUGUCUAUCCUAAGAACUGCUGGUUCCUUACUUGCAACCUUCAGUCCUUUCAGAUUUGGGGCCAGCCCAUGCCCACUUUAGAGCCAUCUCACUUGAAGCACGCUGGGUGGAGGACAAGGGCGUGCAUCAAGAAGCCAGAACAGCUGCUCAGAUAACCACAGAAGCUCCCUGGGUGACUUGGGCCAGACCCUGUCUCUCAGCCCAACCUACCUGGCAGGAUUGUUGUUGUGGGAGAAGAUAGGAAGGGACGCAGUAAAUAUCCAGCUUGGUAAGGUACAGAUUUGACUGAGGCCUUUCUGAUUCCCUUUGCCACAUUUUCUCAUAGGUGAAGCAACUUUUAGGGGUAUAAAGCUCUUUUUUGGGUUGAAGGAAAGAAAAGUUUUUGGCUGUUCUCUUUCU
Molecule: messenger RNA, 2880 nt
Organism: Python bivittatus (Burmese python)
Lineage: Eukaryota; Metazoa; Chordata; Lepidosauria; Squamata; Pythonidae
Source: RefSeq, a predicted model, not a curated record